AUGUCAACAACAGAGAACACAACAACAGUUAUAGUCCAUGAAGCUAUAAAUGAAGAAUACGAGUACAUACAGUUUAACAAACAACUCCGUCUCAUUCGUUCGGUCAAAGACGAUAUGUACCAAAUGCAAAGUAUUUUGACAGCAUGUUAUGCUCCAGAUACUAAGCUUCCUAAAGACUGGUUUAGGAACCAAAGCACACAAGAACUUUUGAGCGAAGCACAGCGAGACAUACUUUUUUCUGAAAACAGUGAAGAACAGCGAGUAGGUAAAAAACCCCAGUCGCCAAAACUCUAUGAAAAUCGUGAAAAAUUGCCAAACGGUUUGAGAGGAUAUUAUGUACAUAGACUUCUUGUAAAUGCUGUUGCAAUGUGGGCUUCGCCUCGUUAUGCUUGGUAUAUUUACAGACUUCUUGACGAAAUUCAUAGACAAGAACGUGAAGAGAUGGAAAACAAGCUUGAAGCAAAAGACAAAAGCAUUCAGAAAAGAAUACCACGUUCGGUACCAAAAGGAAAGGAAAAGAACUAUAAGUAUAUGA
Messenger RNA from Trichomonas vaginalis G3, 535 nucleotides. Its product is annotated as KilA, N-terminal/APSES-type HTH, DNA-binding family. The record is from RefSeq and is a predicted model, not a curated record. The transcript has a single exon. NCBI's taxonomy places the organism in Eukaryota, Parabasalia, Trichomonadida, Trichomonadidae. The annotation marks the transcript as partial.